AUGACCACCGACGUAGAAAACACCGGCUCUGCUGAAGCAGGGUGCCUGCCUUACUUGAUACACUUGUGCUCUCGCAAAGGCUCCCGCAAACAAACGAGUAGCAAAAAAUGCGAUACCAUAUCUUGCACCACUAUGGUGCCUGCAUAUUCUCCACCAGACACGCACAAGGCCCAGGACUGUGGAGGUAUCACUUCUCAGUACCCGCCAUUCCGCUGCUCUCCGGCCCCAAGAGAUGCCAAUCAGCUAAUGGCCUAUAUCGAGAGGCUUGCUUUAGAAAGUCACAGGCUCGGUUCGCUGGACCUCGAUCAUCUCAUUACAUUAAGUCGGGUGAAUGUGCAGCGCGCAGCCAUGGAGAAUAUCUUAGCGGUCGGUAUGAACAUGGAAUGGAUGAUCGACGACGACUCCAUUUCACUUUUCAACCUUUCCCGCCCUCAAAAACCAACCGAUCAUAUUUCCUAUAGUCCACGCCCAACUCCCGUUCAGCUUUCCAUCCCACAUCAUCCAUGGCUCGACCUUUUCCCCUUCCCUCGCAUGAGGGACAACCUUAUAUCCUCGAGUGACUACUUUGAUGACGAAGAGCUAUGCCGUGAUUUGAUGGGAUUUUGGGAUACUCAUGAUAGCCGUGCGACGUUGUUAGUUUGCGGCGAACCACACAAUCCUCGCAAUUGGGAAGUCACGCCAGGGUUCCUUAUGAAAUGGGGCUGGUUACUGAGAGGCUGUUCUGAAUUGGUGGCAUCAUCAAACCGGUGGCGAGCCAACCCGGGGAAAAGGCCACUAUUUCGAAGAUCUACUGAAAAGUCCAAAUAA
This is a messenger RNA of Penicillium egyptiacum, 807 nucleotides long. Lineage: Eukaryota; Fungi; Ascomycota; Eurotiomycetes; Eurotiales; Aspergillaceae. The record is from the annotation of a GenBank genome assembly.